Raphanus sativus (radish) is the source of this 717-nucleotide messenger RNA. RefSeq lists its product as uncharacterized. Lineage: Eukaryota; Viridiplantae; Streptophyta; Magnoliopsida; Brassicales; Brassicaceae. The transcript has a single exon. The record is from RefSeq and is a predicted model, not a curated record. The coding region runs from base 1 to 717 and encodes 238 amino acids.
AUGGGAGCGUCUGCCCCGGCUCAACUCGGUAUUCCUUCUGAUUCCCUGGUAUCAGAUUUUAUUAUCAACGGCUCUUGGAACCUUCCUCCAGCGAGGUCGGACCUCCACUUAAGAGCUAUGGUUUCUAUUUCUGCUGUCACUCCUUCUGCACAGCAGGAUCACGCCACCUGGAUAGUUAACUCUGUCACACAUUCCCAAUUUUCCUCGAAGAUUAUGUGGAAUGCUAUUCGGCCUAGACAACAAACUCUCACUGGAGCUUCUGUUGUUUGGCAUACAGCAAUCAUUCCCAAGCAUUCCACAAAUGCUUGGUUGUUCCUCUUAAACAGAAAUCCCACUUUAAUGAGAAUAAAGUCUUGGAAUUCUGAUAUUGAAAUUACUUGCGUGCUGUGUGGUCUCUCUGAAGAAAAUAGAGAUCAUUUGUUUUUUGACUGCAGCUAUUCUUGGACCUGUUGGAGUAACUGCACGCUCAAGCUCGGUUUUACCUCGGUUCCAAGGGGAUGGGAUCCCGUAAUUCUCUGGUUGUUAUCUCUCCCGAAGAGAUCACCGUCUUCAGUGGCCGCUUAUCAGGUCUGGGCUGCUGUGUUGUAUGAAGUUUGGAUGGAGCGUAAUAGACGACUCCAUGAUGGUACUACCUUCCCGGAGGUCGUUUUGAUUCGCAGUAUUAUGAGGACAGUUAGAGAUAAGGCACUGCUCUAUUCAAUACUGGUUUCUCUCUAG